CAAGGAAAAGAAUGAAGAAAAAAAAAUGGCAGGGAGGGGCAAUCCGGCGGGGGAGGAAAUAAAAAGAGAGAGAGGGAAAGACAAGCGUCAUUUAGGAAGAGGUAGAGUAAAAGAAAGAGCUCCAGGAUCUAAAACCUACCAUAUAGUAUUUUAUAUCUUUUCUUUUCCCCAGAGGAGAUCCCUAUCCUGUCACUUUAUUGACAGACGUGCUGUUACAGGCUGUCUUCCCAGAGGUCGCAGAAGAAGCUCAGACGCUGCUGUUCCUUCCCUCCCAAGUCCAGUGGUUUCCCUGGUAAUGGAUUGCUUCUCUCUGAGCUUCCACCCUGGUGAGACCGCCCAGGUCUAGUCUGUGAACUCAGCUAGGAGACAUACUGUAAAAAUGACCGAAGAGCCCAUAAAGGAGAUCCUGGGAACCCCAAAGUCUCCCAAGCCAGUGGCAAUGGAGAAGAGCUCCAAUGGUGAAGUCAUGGUCACCAUGGUCCCCCUGGUCAAUGAGAUUCAGCUGACAGCCGCCACGGGGGGCACUGAGCUCUCCUGUUACCGCUGCAUCAUCCCCUUCGCCGUGGUGGUCCUCAUCGCCGGGAUAGCGGUCACUGCCGUGGCUUACAGCUUCAAUUCCCAUGGCUCCAUCAUCUCCAUCUUAGGUCUGGUCCUUCUGUCAUUGGGACUUUUUUUGUUAGCCUCCAGCGCCCUGUGCUGGAAGGUGAGACAGAGGAGCAAGAAAGCCAAGAGGCGGGAGAGUCAGACGACUCUCGUGGCAAAUCAGAGAAGCUUGUUUGCUUAGGACUGAAUGAGACCAAACGGGAUGUGUGGUCUGAAGGACCUGCUCUCACUUCGUCAGCCAAUGCACCCAGGACUGGUGUGGGAGAGGAUGGACUUGGCAUUGCCGCAGACCAGAGGCAUGGGGGUGGCCUGAGGGUGGAGGAUGGAUGGGGUUCUCGUCUGUGAGCAAUGACUUGUGUCUUCGAUGACAAACUUAACUCUAAGGGCUAUUUCUCAGACUGAAAAAUCAGUUUUUCCUCUACAUUAAACAUUUUAGGGGUCAUGGGAGGUGUGCGGCAUUAGACAACAUUUGGUUCACCUUGGAAAGUAGGCAAGAGAAGAUGAGUUCUGGCACACCAGCAACCUGCCUCCAAAAGAGAUAACCCACGCUAUUAGGAUGUUAUAUCAUAAAAAUGUUCUGCUGAGAGUCUAAACUGCCUUGAACUUUGCAUACUCCUGUGAAAUUCUGUGAUCAUUUUUUUUGCAAAAAGUUGAUUCUCUAGCAUCUGUUUUAUUUUUCACUUUCAGUAACUCAUCACUGGUGGUACUUUUCUUGAAGAAUAAACUAAUAUUUUUUAUGUUUUAACAUUGGACAGUUUUUAGAUGAUCGUAAUGCUGUGUCAGAAGUUUAAAAAAAAAAAGGUAAAAUGUGUAGCUACUCGAUGACAUGCGGGGAUAAAUUAAUAUUAAAAUAAUCCAAUAUAGCACUUUUGAUGAUUUUUAUAUUAAAGUUUAAUGUACAUUUUAUUCAAAAUAAUAAAUACUCAUU
Molecule: messenger RNA, 1531 nt
Organism: Eubalaena glacialis (North Atlantic right whale)
Lineage: Eukaryota; Metazoa; Chordata; Mammalia; Artiodactyla; Balaenidae
Gene: TMEM100
Product: transmembrane protein 100
Exons: 2
Coding region: 380-784 (134 amino acids)
Biological process (GO): cellular response to BMP stimulus
Source: RefSeq, a predicted model, not a curated record